UCCUUUGUAAUUGGCUGGCCGAGAGCUUCGUGGGGUUCGGCGUCGUGGAGGGCGCUGCAGCGGCCGCUGGCGCCGCUACCCCGCGGCUGGGCCGCGCUCUUUCGGUUGCGAGCCUCUAGGGUGUUGGUGACGACAUGUGGCGCCUCCCGGGACUCCUAAGCCGAACUUUUCCCCGUGUGCUAGGACCUGGCCUCCGGGGGGUGACCCCCAAGUCCACCAGCCCAGAUGGGUCUCAGACUAUCUCCUCGACCCUGCUGGUCUCUGCGCCAAGCUUUGACAGGUCAGGCCCCCAUGGCCCAGGUCCAGGCACAAGCAGGGGCCCAAGGUGCCAUGGAUGGAAGGAUGCCUUCCAGUGGAUGUCUAGCCGUGUCUCCCCAAACACCUUGUGGGAUGCCAUAUCGUGGGGUACCCUGGCUGUGCUGGCGUUGCAGCUGGCAAGGCAGAUCCACUUCCAGGCAUCGCUGCCAGCAGGACCUCGGCAAGCAGAGCGUGGCUCUUGGCGCAGUCCCCUGGACUGUUUCCUCUCAUCUCCCUUGUGGCAUCCAUGCUCCUCGCUACGGAGGCACAUUCUCCCCAGACCCGACAGCCCAACUCCCAGGCACACUGCCUUCACGGAACCCAGGCUGGGCCAGGAAGAACCCUCCACUCAGCCUGAGAGCUUCUCCUCACGUGGCUCCUUGAGAGCAGCUGGUGUUCAAGAUCCCUCUGAGGAAGAUUCCAGUGAUAUUGGCUUCCUGCACACCAGCAGUAGCUUCAGCUCCCAGGCAAAACCAGCCCAGCCCCAGCCCACUGGUGAAAAACAGGAACAAGAUAAAUCAAAAACGCUUUCCCUCGAGGAGGCUGUGACUUCCAUUCAGCAGCUCUUCCAGCUCAGUGUCUCCAUCGCUUUCAACUUCCUGGGAACAGAGAACGUGAGGAAUGGGAACCACACAGUGGCCUUUUCCUACUUCCAGAAAGCUGCACAGCGUGGCUACAGCAAAGCACAGUACAACGAGGGCUUGUGCCACGAAUAUGGCAGAGGCACCCCCAGGGACCUUAGCAAGGCAGUCCUUUGUUACCAGCUGGCUGCCAGCCAGGGCCACUGCCUGGCUCAGUACCGCUUUGCCAGGUGCCUGCUACAAGACCCAGGCUCCUCGAGGGACCCUGAGCAGCAGAGGGCAGUGUCCAUGCUCAAGCAAGCUGCAGACUCAGGCUUGAGAGAGGCCCAAGCUUUCCUCGGGGUGCUUUUUACCAAGGAGCCGUACCUGGAUGAGCAGAAAGCUGUGAAAUAUCUUUGGCUUGCUGCCAACAAUGGGGACUCACAGAGCAGAUUCCACUUGGGAAUUUGCUAUGAGAGGGGCCUUGGAGUGCAGAGGAAUCUGGGAGAGGCUGUGAGGUGUUACCAGCAGUCUGCGGCUCUGGGGAAUGAGCCUGCGCAGGAGAGGUUGCGGACCCUCUUUUCCAUGGAGACAGCAGCCCUGGAACGCAAGGACCUGGCAGUCACAGGAUUGAAGUCCUUCUCCAGCCCCUCCCUCUGCAGCCUGAACACCCUGCUGUCAGGAGCCUCACGCCUCCCACAUGCCUGGAGUACAGGGAGCCUUGGCCUCCUCUGCAGAAGUGGCUAUCUCGGAUCCAGCUCCAGAGACCCCAGCAGGGCUGUCCCCCAAGACCCCUACCCCUUGGAAAGGAGUCUCGUCAGACUGGGUUUUGGCUAAGACUCUUCACUUCAGCCCUAAAGAUGGAGCCUGUGGGUUCUCAGAAGAGAUACACAACUUGAGUCCCAAAGAAGAGGCCAGUUAUCCACCCACCUUCCCAAACAACCUUAAGUACCUGCCCCAGCACAGGAAAGAAGAGGAGAAUAUCUGAAGACCCAGGUUCUGGCCAUGUCACUUUGCAUGGCCGUGUCACCUUGAAGCAGUGGGUAGCCUGACUCACUGCAUUGCUUCCGCAGCUGUAGACCAAGGGCAGUGGUAUCUCCCCUCCUACUCUGUGGGGCUGGUGGGGCAUUUCACUGUGGACCGGACCUUGGUCCUCAUGUAGGCCUAGGAGGCCGAGUGAUGGUGUGUUUACAUGGCUGUGUGAGUCACCAGGCCAGGAGAGGAGCCAGGCCUCCUGACCCCUGGCCCAGGGCUCUUCUGCAUUGUUCACCCUGUAAUUUUACGUGAAAGCAUUUUUAUUGUCCUGCCGACGUGGGGGAGUGAAUGGAGAUGGAGCACCUGGACUCUUGGAGCAAGAGAGUGUGGAUUUUGAGAUCUUUGUUUGUGAAGGGUGUGCCAGAAAUGGAUGGGAGUUUAAUAAAACAGAUACGGGAUUAUCUCAUCA
This is a messenger RNA of Miniopterus natalensis, 2301 nucleotides long. RefSeq names its product DAP3 binding cell death enhancer 1 (gene DELE1). Gene Ontology annotation, molecular function: protein binding. The record is from RefSeq and is a predicted model, not a curated record. Gene Ontology annotation, biological process: extrinsic apoptotic signaling pathway via death domain receptors. Gene Ontology annotation, cellular component: mitochondrion. NCBI's taxonomy places the organism in Eukaryota, Metazoa, Chordata, Mammalia, Chiroptera, Miniopteridae.